AUGCAGGCUAGCCUGAAGCGCUCCAGCACGGCCAGUGCCUGUGCCUGGCGUCAGGGCCCCGCUCGCAAGAUCAGCGUGACGGUUGUCGACACUUGCAAGGUCGAUGAGCUUGCCGGCAAGAAGGCUGUGUACUGCCGCUGCUGGCGCUCCGCCACCUUCCCCCUGUGCAACGGCGCGCACGUCGCUCACAACAAGGAGACCGGCGACAACGUGGGUCCCCUCAUCAUCGAGAAGAGCAGCUGA
Molecule: messenger RNA, 243 nt
Organism: Monoraphidium neglectum
Lineage: Eukaryota; Viridiplantae; Chlorophyta; Chlorophyceae; Sphaeropleales; Selenastraceae
Product: CDGSH iron sulfur domain-containing protein 1
Exons: 4
Coding region: 1-243 (80 amino acids)
Biological process (GO): regulation of autophagy
Cellular component (GO): intracellular membrane-bounded organelle; mitochondrial outer membrane
Molecular function (GO): 2 iron, 2 sulfur cluster binding
Source: RefSeq, a predicted model, not a curated record